Capronia epimyces CBS 606.96 is the source of this 1485-nucleotide messenger RNA. RefSeq lists its product as uncharacterized. Bases 1 to 1485 code for a protein of 494 amino acids. Lineage: Eukaryota; Fungi; Ascomycota; Eurotiomycetes; Chaetothyriales; Herpotrichiellaceae. Gene Ontology annotation, molecular function: hydrolase activity, acting on carbon-nitrogen (but not peptide) bonds, in cyclic amidines. The transcript has a single exon. The record is from RefSeq and is a predicted model, not a curated record.
AUGAGGCUCGAGAAUAUCGUCCUGCCCGGGCGCGACCCUUCGUCUCGUUGGGAGGUGGGCGUGGCAGCGGGCAAAAUCACGUCCAUCAGACCGUCACCAGACUCGUUCUCGCCUUCAGACCCGGCAUCGCUUCUUCUCCCAUCGCUCUGCCAUCCCCACAUCCACCUCGACAAAGCGUACCUCUUAACCGGCAACAGUCAACAUCAUCCCUCGCGGUCACAGCCCACUAGUAGGUCAGACGAACUUCCGGACUACACCGACUUGACUCCACAGAGCGGCUCUUUCAGCGAAGCCCUCGCGUUCACGUCGCGCGCCAAACAACGCUACACGCCGGCGGAUCUACACCUGCGCGGCUCACAGCUGUUGGCCACGUCUUUGCUGCAAGGCGUCACAUCAUGCCGGGCGUUCGUCGAGCUCGACCACGUCACAGGCGACAAGUGCCUGGAAGUCGCUGUCGCGCUGAAACGGGGAUUUAACGACAAACUGAGACUGCAGAUCUGCGCGUUUGCACAAGACCCGAUUUUCAGCACGGAGCACGCCGAGGAGAAUCGACGGAUCCUCAAUCACGCUCUGCAGCAGUACGAGUCUGAGAUCGAGGCUCUUGGUACGACGCCAUACGUGGAAGAAACCCCCGAGGCGAGCGAGCGGAAUAUCCGGUGGGCCAUCGAGACGGCGCUCGCAUAUUCGUUACACCUUGAUUUCCACCUCGAUUAUAACCUGGACAAGGACCGGGCGCCGAUGGUCUGGGAUGUGCUCCGGCUGCUCAAGCAGGCGAGAUGGAACGAGCGGGCGGAGAAAGGCAAGACGAUCGUGUUGGGCCACUGCUCGCGAUUGACGCUGUGCAGUGAUGUCGAAUUGGUCGUGCUGGCCAAGGCGAUCAGAGACUCGGAGCUGCCAAUCCAUUUCGUCGGGUUGCCCACCAGCGAUCUCUUCAUGAUGGGUCGUCCGCAGUCUACAGAGGCACGGCCAGAGCCCUCAGGCCUGCAGGCGCAAGACCAGUCUGCACAUCGCCCCCGCGGAACACUCCAGGUGCUGGACAUGAUUCAUCGGUUGGGGCUGUCUGCCUGUUUGUCGGUCAACAAUGUCGGCAAUGCGUUUACGCCGUGGGGUACUGGAGACCCUUUGAGUCUCGCGUCCCUGGGUGUGGGAAUCUAUCAGGCUGGCACGGACGACGAUGCGAGAACACUAUUUGAAUGUGUCAGUUCGCGGGCAAGACGGGCCUUGGGACUGUCGAUCGAGAAGGCCGCUGAGAAGGCCGCACGAGGCCAGGAUGUGCAGCAGACUGAUAUGUCGGUGGUAGAGGCUGAUGGCGACACCCUGGAUCUCAAAGAAGGCCGGACCGGCCCGUUCCUGCUCAUUCGGAACGAAGAGUGGGUUGGAUGUCCCGGCCACCUGGGCCUCAAAGUUCCUGCCCGCCAGCGCGUCCGUGUCAGAGACGUGGUGUGGGAUCCGCCGGAGAUAGUGCUUAGGCAGGUCAUCUAUUAG